Chrysemys picta bellii (western painted turtle) is the source of this 2745-nucleotide messenger RNA. The record is from RefSeq and is a predicted model, not a curated record. Lineage: Eukaryota; Metazoa; Chordata; Testudines; Emydidae.
GGGCUCUGCUGGACCCCGCUCAGAGAGCCCUCUACAGGGAUGUCAUGCAGGAGAACUACGAGAUGGUGACGUCGCUGGGAUUCCCCCUUCCCAAACCUGACCUGAUCACCCGGCUAGAACGAGGGGAAGAGCCGUGGGUGCCUGAUCUCCAGGCCUGCGAGGAAAGAGAGAUCCGGAGAGGUGCCUGCACAGGCACAAUGACUCCUGUCUGGGUUGUCUUUCACCCAGCAGGGGAAGUGGAACCAGAAGGGGCCUUUGUGGGAAGAGCUGCAAGGAAUUUUUCCCAGUGCUUAGAACAAGGAGAUGACUUGGGAAAUUGGCAGAGGUCAGAGAGGCUUCUGGGAAACCACUCAAGGGAGCAAAUGGAUGAAUCUGUUAUAUGUGGGGAAGGAUACAAGGAUCCCACAGCCCGGCAGACAACCCCCAAGGAAGACAAAUGCUAUGAAUACCUUGGUUUUGGGAAAGGAUUCAUUCUGAGACCACAGUUCGUUACGCUUCAGGCAAUAAAUAAUGGAGAGAAACCACUUCAGUGCUUAGACCGUGGGGAAAACUUCAAUAACCUCUCAGAUCUUAAUAACCAUGGAAGAAGCCACACGGGAGAGAAAUCCUAUCAAUGCUUUGAGGACAGGAACUAUUUGAAUUGGAAGUCAGUACUGACUACACAUCAGAUAAGCCACAUAGGAGAGAGACCCCAUAAGUGCUUAGACUGUGGGAAAAGUUUCAUACGGAGGUCAGCCCUUGUUUCACAUCUGGCAAUCCACACAGGAGAGAGACCCCAUAAGUGCUUAGACUGUGGGAAAAGUUUCAUACGGAGGUCAGACAUUGUCAGACAUCAGGCUAUCCACGCUGCAGAGAAACCCCAUAAGUGUUUGGAUUGUGGAAAAACUUUUAUAUGGAAGUCAGGCCUUGCUAAACAUCAGGCAAUCCACAUAGGAGAUUGUUCCCAUAAGUGUUUGGAUUGUGGGAGAAGUUUCACAAACAAAUCAAAUUUUAUAAUACAUCAGAGGAUCCAUACAGGAGAGAGACCCCAUCAGUGCUCAGACUGUGGAAAAAGUUUCAUACAGAGGUCAGACCUUGUUAGACAUCAGGCAAUCCACACAGGAGAGAGACCCCAUAAGUGCUUAGACUGUGGAAAAAGUUUCAUAUGGAGGUCAGCCCUUGUUUCACAUCGGAGAAUCCACACAGGAGAGAGACCCCACAAGUGCUUAGACUGUGGGAAAAGUUUCAUACAGAGGUCAGCCCUACUUGAUCAUCAGGCAAUCCACACUGGAAAGAGACCCCAUAAGUGCUUCAUCUGUGGGAAAAGUUUCAUACAGAGGUCAAAUUUUGUUGAACAUCAAGCAGUCCACACUGGAGAGAGACCGCAUAAGUGCUUGGACUGUGGAAAAAGUUUCACACGCAGAUCAAAUUUUAUAACACAUCAGAGGAUCCAUACAGGAGAGAGACCCCAUCAGUGCUCAGACUGUGGGAAAAGGUUCAUAGAGAGGUCAGCCCUUGCUGUACAUCAUAGAAUCCACACAGGAGAGAGACCUCAUCAGUGCUCAGACUGCGGAAAAUGUUUCAUACAGAGGUCAACCCUUCUUAAACAUCAGGCAAUCCAUACAAGAGGGAGACCUUAAGUGCUUGGACUCUGGGAAAGGUUUCAGACACAGAUCAGCCCUUCUAAACAUCUGGCAAAACACACAUAGUGCUUAGACUAUGGAAAAACAUUUCAAAUAGAUGUCCGAUCUUGUUUUACAUCAGAGAAUACACCCAGGGGAGAGACCCCAUAACUGCUUAGCCUGCGGAAAGAGUUUUAUAUGGAGGUCAGACCUUGUUAGCCAUCCAGCAAUCCACAGAGGAGAGAGACCCCAUAAGUGCUUAGACUUUGGGAACCAUUUCAUAAACCAAUCAGUCCUCCUUUUACAUGAGAAAAUCCACAGAAGAACAAGACUCCAUAAGUACUUGGACUGUGGCAAAAGUUGCACACUAAGAUCACACCUCAUUAAACACUAAAGAAUUCACACACUAUCCAACUUCUGUGACACCUUGGUGCACCUCUAGAAAUAGAACUAGCAGAGUUUUGUGUGAGGGAGAAGACAAUAUGCCACGUUUACUGUGAACACAGAGAAUUCUUAAUAGGAGUAAAAGAUAAGUAAUUCAGUUUCUAUUCCUAGCUAAGAUUGUUCACCACAUACACACACACACACAGUUCUACAGAUGGAAUAUAACUACCAGCCUCAGUUGCUCUUACUAGUCCACUGGCCAGGAGGUCUAGUCACGAGGAGGGGAGCCGAGUCCUGUCGGUGUGCACCGAUGCUCCUGGAGGAUGAUCGUAGAACGGGAAGAAGAACUGAACCCUAUGGUUUUGCACCCAUCUUUUUAUAUGUUUCUAUCCAUAGAUCCUGUCCUGUCCCACUGCUCCUAGACACUGUAUGACCAUGAGUCAUCAGUUAAUGGCAGAUGUGACUUUGAUCUUUUUCUUGAUGGGGCUUUUGUUUUUCUUUCUCUUGGGUGGGUUCUUUUGCAAGUUUCACCCAUAUUGUUCUUCCGCCAUCAGGGUGGUGCUGGCAGCUGGUCUUUCAGAUGUGCUGGCAUCAGGGACUGAUCCCAUCACACACCCACAUUCACACUUUUAAAUGAAACAGACACACCUAACAUUAAACAGAGUUUCAGUUACAAUAUGGUGUUGCUUUAAUUAUAAUGUAUCAGUGGUUUAAGAUGACGGUUUUAGUUACAAUAUGAAGACACUUUAGUUACAAUGUA